This is a messenger RNA of Xenia sp. Carnegie-2017, 2104 nucleotides long. RefSeq lists its product as uncharacterized. Gene Ontology annotation, biological process: potassium ion transmembrane transport. Gene Ontology annotation, molecular function: delayed rectifier potassium channel activity. Bases 60 to 1544 code for a protein of 494 amino acids. The record is from RefSeq and is a predicted model, not a curated record. The transcript is spliced from 9 exons. Lineage: Eukaryota; Metazoa; Cnidaria; Anthozoa; Malacalcyonacea; Xeniidae. Gene Ontology annotation, cellular component: voltage-gated potassium channel complex.
GCCAGCAACAGUAUGUACAGUACAGCUGUUAGUUCUUCGAUUGAUAUUGCGUGUUCACAAUGUUUUUGAAGCUACGAACAGUUUUAGUGAUUUUUUGUAUUUUAAUGGUGUUUUGCCAGUUGCCAUUGGUUCGAACUGCUCUUCGGAAAGAUUGUCUUUCAGGAAGCUUUUCCAAAUGUGCAAUGUUGUCAUCUUGCUUCAACACAAGUUAUAUAAAUGUAAUGUGGACAGAGUUCAAACCGUACGCCUACAAUCAGUCAAAUGGUACAAUUAGUGGAAUUAUUCCAGGAAUUCUUUCCCGAAUCAUGAAAAAACGUGGUGGCCAACGUUUGAAAUUUAAUUUCACGCUAAAUGUAUCUCGAGUCGAUAUCACCACAAUGAAUAUUUCGUCCAAUAUUGACCUUGUGCUGCCGUACAAUGCAGGUGUCGACGAAACUCAAGAUGAAAGGACGAACUUACACUUUGUGAGUCUUUUAAAAAAGCCGUCGGUUGUUUACGUUACAAAGAAGGAAAGUACUAGUGAAAUACCAAAGAAGUUGAUUGCAGCUGUUUUGCACGCUUGGCCUGUUAUGAUCUUUGCUUUACUUUUGUCGUUAAUUUCUGGAGCCAUCAUUUGGAUUCUGGAAUUUUGGUUUAACCCAGAUGAAUUUCCACGUUCAUUUGUCAGAGGAACUUGGGAAGGAUUUUGGUGGGCUUUUGUUUCUAUGACUACCGUUGGUUAUGGUGAUCGCGCUCCAAAGACGCUGUUAGGAAGAGGAUUUGCCGUGUUCUGGAUCAUGCUUGGUAUUUGCAUAUUUUCCAUAUUUAAUGCCACUUUAACGACGUCAUUAACGGCUAUCUCAUUGGAGGAAAAGAAAACACUUUCUCGAGCUAAGGUCGGAGCUUUGCAAAAUUCCUACGAAGCUUUUGCUGGAGUCAAAAAUCAAGCGAAAAUUACAAAUUAUAACUCGACCGAUGAUCUUUUCCAGGCUUUAAACAACAACGAUGUUGAAGGAAUUCUGCUCGACUCGUAUUUCUCAGGAACAAACAAGAUUACUGAUAUCAUGAAAAAGAACGAAUUAAAAAUAUCAGAAACUGUAAUUGUCGAUGACAGAGCGUGGGGUAUUUUGCUGAAAAGUGACAAGUGUAGUUGUUUUUUUAGAAAAAAAUCGAAGAAUUCCGAAAUUUUUACUGACUUGAUAGCAAAGGAAUUUAAAAGUAAGUCGGAUGAAUACGACGCCACUGCUCGCACGGAUAGCGUUUUCAAUCCAACCGGUGAUGUAUUUUGGCCAUCUUUGAUCACGUGUGUUGCUUUCCUCGGGGUGAUGGCCUUUCUUGGAAUUGUGUGGGAGUUCUUUCUCAGGAAAACAGUUUUUAAAGGCAGCAAAACAAAUUCUUGUCCCGAUGCAAGCAAUUUGGACAAGAUGGAGGAAGAAAUGGUGAAAAAGCUUCAGUCUUUUUUUGCUGAAUGGCGAGAACAAAGAAAACACAAAAUUGGAACUGCAAGUGCAACGGCCAUUGAAGAUGUAAAACUGAAUCGUAUGCCGACAGGACGAGAUAAUUAGAUAUCUUCGUUCCACAUUAUUUACGUAUGUUAUAUAAAAUCAUAAAAAGAUCAUAAAAAGAUCGUAAGUUGGGAGUGUACCAAAAAUUUGCAUGCCUAAAUUAUAGCUACUCAUAUCAAAAUUAACUUUAAAAUGACAGUUGAAUUUCAGAAACAGCUUAAGCAAGCUCUUUUCAUUCUUAAGAUUUACACAACCAGCAAUGUGGCAUUGCAUAUUGAACGCCAAAACAUUUACAUAGCAUGAUCAAACUUGCAGGCUGGAGGCUUAUUAAUCACUGCUUGAAUUAUUGGGUACAUGCAGUGAAGAUAUGUUACUAUAGCCAGCUGGAGAUUCUUUUCUUGAGAAGUUUUCAUGUUGUAAUUAUGAAAUUCCUACCAGAAAUUUCAGAUAUUGCAGAAACCUUAAUAUCAAGAGUAAGAAGAGAUGUGCUUGAACCGUUUUACUGUUAUUUUAAAAGUCCUGUUCAAUAACAAUUUUAGUUAAAUUGUUAUGUUCUAAAAGUCCUGUUCAAUAACAAUUUUAGUUAAAACACCGCACUGUAUAAAAUAUUCAUACAACAA